AUGCUGUCUAACCGCCGUUCUUUGAUGGGAGGUCCCGCUGGUGGCCCAAUGUCCAUCGACAAGUCCAACCCAAACCGCGCAACAUGGUGCCGCCGCGCCUCAUCCUUCACCGUUGCGCCAGGCGCCUACAGCGACACAGCGCCGCCAGUAUACAAUAGUGCUCAAACAGACAACCAGCCGCACUGCCAAAUGCCAUCCGUCCUCACAUCCACAACCCCAGAGAUCCCAGGCCACCGGGUUGUCAAGGUGAUCGGCUCUGUAUACGGCAACACCACCGCCGCGCUGCCCAAGGACGGGGUGAAGAUGUGGCUGAAGACGGCCUGCGGCAUGGGGGCUGAGGUUAGGAGCCUGACGAACAUUAUCUACAACGCAAGGGACGCGGCAACCGACAGGAUGGUCAUGGACUGUGUCUCAAGGGGUGGCAACGCUAUCAUAGGGAUGAGCUUCACAGAGAGCGAGAUCGCAGGCUGCGCUACGGUCAGCGUGCAGGGCACAGCGGUUUAUAUGGAGAUUAGCAGGAAGGUAACUGAGGAUCCGUUCAAGGAGGAAUGA
Molecule: messenger RNA, 552 nt
Organism: Diaporthe amygdali
Lineage: Eukaryota; Fungi; Ascomycota; Sordariomycetes; Diaporthales; Diaporthaceae
Product: duf74 domain protein
Exons: 1
Coding region: 1-552 (183 amino acids)
Source: RefSeq, a predicted model, not a curated record